Exophiala mesophila is the source of this 3898-nucleotide messenger RNA. RefSeq lists its product as uncharacterized. The record is from RefSeq and is a predicted model, not a curated record. The transcript is spliced from 2 exons. NCBI's taxonomy places the organism in Eukaryota, Fungi, Ascomycota, Eurotiomycetes, Chaetothyriales, Herpotrichiellaceae. Gene Ontology annotation, biological process: regulation of transcription by RNA polymerase II. Gene Ontology annotation, molecular function: transcription coregulator activity. Gene Ontology annotation, cellular component: SAGA complex. The coding region runs from base 270 to 3356 and encodes 1028 amino acids.
CACGAGGUUUCCAUCAACCCAGCAUCUGCACGUUAUCUCCUCUAUCCUUGCCCUCAUCUUGCACGUCGCAUCAUCAUAGUCGCCCGAGUCUCUGUCCCAUCACCUCCUCCCGGACCUGGCAUCGAUCUCGACUGCCCCUCAUGAUGCGCGUGCUGCCAGCAUCGUCGCAAAUUGGCCGAGGUAACUACAUGGUGGUUCUGACCACUUCGGACUAGAUCGAAAGACUUGAAGAACGGAGGGAGCAUCUAUUGCUCCCGAAAUAUCACAAUAUGGCGACCGUUGUCGCGAAGCCUCCUGGAACGGCCACCAAGAUGAAGAAGCCUCCCACUCCGUCAGUGCAGACAAACGUGAAUGGUGGCAGACCCACGGCACCUUCUUCUUCUCCCUCAAGCGCUCGAAAAUCUCUUCCGAGUGGGAAUCUGACCACUCCCACGUCUGCCACAGCGGCAGCCGCACCAACCACAAAUGGCGUCGCGAGGCCCAAUCGUCGACUUCAGCGCCUGUCGACCAAGAACAACGCCUCGGAUACCGCGACUCUGGACAAGAGGAAUACUAAGAGGUUCCCGGAGCCCCUAGUGCCCAAAGAACCUCAUAUCCUUCGCAAGUACAAAGGGUCCCCCCCAUCGUUAAUCGUACAUUUACACCCCACACACUUCCGUUUUGACCAGCAAGAUGGAAGUUUCAGUUAUCAUUCGGAGAUGCGCAUAUUCAUUGAACAUCUCACAAAAGGCACCAUUCCACAUGACAUGAUUGAGGAGUUUCGUAAAUCAGACGUCAAAUACUACGAAGGAUGGUUGAUCGUCCGAGUGGUCGACCACAAGUCCAUCGCAAAGGACGCUGCCGCCACUGAUGCAAAUGCAGACAGUGACAAGCCCUUCUCUAUCCACAACUACAAUCAGUACAUUACCCCGUCGCCUUAUGCUCCAUACCCAACCAAAGAGCAGUCCGCAGGCAGGUCUCCACCAUUGAAGCAAGAGCAGCGGGACUCGGCAUCGAAUGACGCAACGCAAAAUGGCCUCCAUUCAGAUGACACCAUCGACGUUGCACCAAAAUCGACCAAGCCACAGCCCACCAUUUACCAUGUCGGGCUUCGACCGACCAUUCUGUCACGACACAUGGAUCUUGUCCUUGACGCCAUGACGCCAGAUCCCAAGUCAAUCAACCGGAAGCAGUCCCAGGCGGGUGUGAAUGGCCGUGGUCCAAAUUCAGGUGCCCCUCAAACACCCAUCUCGGGAGUUCCACCUUCCAUUUCGGCAGAUAAAGGACCCCCUUUCAAGAAACAGAAACUGAAGAUCGAUCCCAAAGAUAUGCUUGACUACGAGGCACGCGUUAUAAAUGCCACUGCACCUCCGUUGUUCCUGGACCCGGUGGAUAGCAUUGAAGAGGUUGAGUCUCUGGUCAAUCUUCUCAAAGAUCCCUACCAUGAUGAACGGCCACCUUCACCAAAGAGCAGGAAACGCACGGUGGCUGAGCUUGCUGCUGAUGAUGCGCACGCCAAGGAACAAGAGCGCUUCAUGCUGGUGAUGGAUCAGCGCUCAGGCGAUGGCACAACCACGACCAAUGCUGGUGCAGUUGACGGACAAGCUGGAGCUAACCUCUUCCAACCUCGUUUCGAGAAAUUUAACGCCCUCGAUAGCAUUAAGAGAGAUAUUGCUGAGCGUAAACAAAGAGAGAAGGAUCGACAGCUGCAAGAAGAUGAGAAUAGGAGAGGCGCGCAAGAGCGCAUGGCCGAGGAGGAGAAGAAACGCAUCAUGAUGCAACGAGUUCAGGACGCAAGAAUGAUCCGAAAUCGGGAACGACAAGAGGCCAACGCUAUGCAAGCACAACAAGCUCAGCAGGCACAACAGGCCAUUCAGCAAGCCCAGCAACAACAACAAGGUCAAGCUGCAGUUGCAAGACCUGGGUCACAGCAAAUGAAUGGGAUUCCGCCUAACAUGCAGAAUCAAAUGCUGGCGGCUGCGCAACAGCGAGGAUCCCCAAUUAUCCGGCAAGGAACUCCUCUUGCCGUUUCCUCGCCAGUGGUUACAAGUGCUCCGCAAGGAUCUCAAGCCAUGGUCAUGUCCAGUUCCCAACAAGGUCAUGGCUCGCCUCAACGACCAGGAUCAGCUGUCCAGCAUGGGCAUCCGUCAGUACCCAUGGCUAGAGGCCCAAGUGGACAAGGUCAACCGAGUAGGAAUGGUACGCCUCAGAUGCCUCAUGGCACCCCGUCUGUUAGGAACGCCACGCCAAUACUCCGACAAGGCACGCCAGCGCAGCACAUGUCGCAGGCGAGCCCGCAUGGUAGCAUGGUCGCUCCAACGCCUCAAAUGAUGCAAGCUGGACUAAUGCAAGCUCAAAUGCAAAACGGAGUAGGCCGGCCGAUGAAUCCACAGCAACUUGCUGCGCUGCAGCAGCGCCAUCACAAUCUACAACAGCAAGCUGCAAUGCAACAAAUGGCUAAUGGCACAUCCCAGAUGACACCUGCCCAAAUCGCCAAUCUGCAGGCACAGCAUCACGCACAACAGGAUCGACAGGCAGCGAUGCAACGACAACAGCAACAGAUGCAAGGUACUCCUCAGAGCCAGCAUAUGUCCCCCGCGCCACAAAACCAAAAGACGUAUAAUGCAGCGGUGAUGGAGCAGAUGAAGUCUCAGAUGCAGAGCCUUCAGGCACAGGCUCACAGUUCGCCAGGCCAAAACCAGAUGACUCCUCAGCAGCAACAAGCGCAGCUUUCGCACGCUCAGCAACAAGCGCAGCAGGCGCGUAUGUUGCAGCAGCAACAGCAACAGCAACAGCAACAGCAGCAAGGGCAAAUGAUGCCGGGGAUGAUGCAACAACAACAGCAGCCGCGAGCCAACCAUCAAAUGCAGCAACUAUUUCAAGCGCACCUGGCAGCGUACCAGACGAAGUUUCUGCAGCAAGCGGCACAAAAGUACGGUGGCAACACUCAGAUGGUACAAGGAGCGGAGCUUCAGCAUGUGCUUAAUCAAGCCAAGCAACACGCAAUGGCGGCGGCACGAAGGAAGCAAGCGGAGAUGACUGCGGGCAUGCAAGGCGGUAACAUGAAUGCCAACAAUGUGAUGGCAGCACAUCAGCAGCAGGCCAUGCUUCGGCAGCAACAGGUACAAGCGGCAGCGGCGCAGCAUGCGGCACAGCAACAGCAACAGCAACAGGGUGUGAUGCAGAACGGGAUGGGUGGCAAUAUGGGGAUGAAUCCCAACAUGGCACACGCGAUCCAACAACAACAGCAGCAGCACAUCCAGCAAAUGCAAUUGCAGCACGCACAGGCUCAAAUGUUGGGCAUGCAACAGCAGCAACAGCAGCAGCAACAGCAGCAGCAGCAACAGCAAAACAUGCAAUUCCAACAGCAGCGAUGAUAAGGAUGGUACGCGCGAGCAGAGCAGAGCAGAGCAGGAGUUGGAGUUGGAGUCGAAGUCAGAGAUUUGGUUGACGAAGGUGACCCACGAUGGGAAGGAAGUUUCUUGCAUAUGAAAAUGAUUAUUCGACAAUGACCGGAUUUGGGUGGCGAGAAGACGAAUCAGAUCAGGCGAGAGCAAAAAGUCAGGUUGGAGCAAGCGAUGAGAUGCAAUCAGAUGCAAUCAGAUGGGAGAGUUGUCAAGGACGGUGAGAAGCAGGACGAUGGGGAGCAGGGAAGACCGAAUGCGGUGAUUUGCAUAUCAAUUGAUCAUGAAGGGUGUUGUAUUGUCUUGCAUGGCUCUUGAAUCAGAAUGGCUUGCUUGGUUGCCUGCUUGCUUGUACGUAAAUUUGUAUGCAUGUAAAUCUUUUGCAGGUGUGCUGCGAAAGCGAGUGUGUUCAACAUUGUUAGGAUCAGACUUGACCUGGGAAACUCGAGUGCUGAUACGCCUGGGAUUGGUUAUGAAUACAAAAAUGACGAUUAUGGAGCGUUGCUAUUCUAUUG